Molecule: messenger RNA, 1356 nt
Organism: Arachis stenosperma
Lineage: Eukaryota; Viridiplantae; Streptophyta; Magnoliopsida; Fabales; Fabaceae
Exons: 2
Coding region: 1-1356 (451 amino acids)
Source: RefSeq, a predicted model, not a curated record
AUGGAGGACACCGCAAAUUUGGUGGUGUAUCGUAAUGGUGAGAUAAUACGUAAUACUCAUGCGGGAGUGAGGUUUGUGUCACAAAAUUCGUUUUCGUUUGUGGUUCCAUGCACGAUGACGUUAAUGGAGCUGCAGAACGGCCUAUGUCAAAGCAUGGAGAAUGGUACGUUAAUGAGAGUGAGCAGAAUUCUGUACCGAAAUCCGGUUGUGGUUUUUGGUGGCCUAAUACAGUUUGAUACCAUUCCGAUCACGGAUGAAGCGAGUAUGCAGAAUAUGUUUCAAAUUCACCGGCAGACUUAUAUGAGACACCCACAGAUUGAGUUGUACGUUGAGUUUGAAGCUGAGGAGGCAGUAGCGGUCCAAAAUGAUAUAGAUGUAAAUGAUGAUAUAGCUACAGUGUACGAAGGUAUGAAUAGUGACAGCGAAGAGGACUUCGAAGCCACUUAUGAAGCCGGCGAUGAAGAUGAGGAUGGUGAUGUGGGAGUUGAGACAGCAGUGGAGAAUGUAGUGGUUCGUCCCUCGAGCAGUCAACCGAUGGGCGUUCCACCUUUUAUGUGUAUUCCUGAUCCUGAGGACGGAGAGUUCCGAAUUGGAAUGGAAUACAGCUCUAGAAAGUCGGUCGUUGCAGCAAUUAGAAGUUUCACUAUAUCUAGAGGAGUUGACUAUGAUGUGUUUGAGUCUGAGCCACAGACGUUCUAUGCAAAAUGCAAGAUGUACGGGCGUGGAUGUGACUGGCUUAUCCGAGCCAGCUUGAUACGGAGAAAAGGUUGUUGGGAGAUACGCAGAUACAACGGUAGGCACAUGUGCACCAUCGGAACGAUUUCACAAGAUCAUUCCAAGUUGGACUCAGAUACAGUUGCUGAGGCUAUAAGGCCGUUGGUCGAGACGGACCCGUCCAUCAAGGUGAAAUCUAUAAUUGCGGAAGUCCAGUCAAGGUUCAACUAUACCAUCAGUUAUCGAAAGGCUUGGUUGGCAAAGCAGAAGUCAGUUGCCAUCGUUUUCGGUGAUUGGGAGGAAUCUUACCAAGCAUUGCCGUGGUGGCUCUCGGUCAUGGUGCAGAAGAUUCCUGGUUCAGUUGUCCAAAUAGAAACACGACCACUCUACAACGGGAACGAGGAGGCACAAGGUGUAAAAAUACUUCAUCGUGUAUUUUGGAGUUUCAAUCCAUGCAUUAGGGCAUUCAGGCAUUGCAAGCCCCUGGUUCAGGUUGACGGCACACACCUAUACGGAAAAUACAAAGGUACACUUCUAGUCGCUGUUGCACAAGAUGGGAACCAGAACAUUGUGCCUAUCGCCUUUGCCUUGGUGGAAGGUGAGACAGCUGAUGCGUGGCACUUCUUCCUCAGGAAUCUGUGA